This is a messenger RNA of Acaulospora colombiana, 582 nucleotides long. Lineage: Eukaryota; Fungi; Glomeromycota; Glomeromycetes; Diversisporales; Acaulosporaceae. The record is from the annotation of a GenBank genome assembly.
GAUCCAAAUCGUGCGUUAAACUUCUACCAAACUGCAUUAACCCAGGCAUUUAAUGACGAAAGAUUAGAUAAUUCAUCACCCGAGGUUACAGGUAUAAUGAUUCAGCUGGGCGCUCUUUACGAAGAGCUCGACAGGAUACGCGAUUCUAUUGAUGUCUUCACCAUGGCUUAUGAUGUCAUUGUCAAGCCAGACGGUUCCUCUGUUAAAUUGGAUGGAGGGAUGAAAAUCAGAUCAAUUUCGCUAGCGCAAAAAUUAGGAGAUUUACAUCAAAGUUUAAAGCAAUAUGAACAAGCCGAAAAGUAUUAUGUUUGGUCCGUGGAACAAUUAUUACAAGCUCAACAAUCAGAACUUAAGUGUUCACUGGAAUGGGUAAUUUGGAAGAAGCACAAGGAUGGGCUGAACGUGGACUUAAACUUGUGGAAAAUUUCCAACCCAAAAGGAAAAUCACUAGGGAGUAAAGCUCGUGAUUACUAUGAAAAAUCUCUCCGUUUGGCGAAACAGAUUGACUUCAAAGAUUGUGUGAAUGAAGCUGAACUCGCAUUACAAAGGACUGCGGCAUUGUUAAAUGAACAAGCCCAAUAA